GACACGACGCAGUUCUGAGAACGGGGCUUUAGAAUAAGUCAUAAAUAAAAGUUAUAUGGUCAUAACCAGGUCAUAACCAAUGUCAUCUGUCAUAAAACUGUGGUCAUAACCGUCAUAACCUUAGGAUCCCAUUUUAAUGCCCGUAAAAGAUCCCUGUAAACAGUUUGCUUGUAGAAUACAAACGUGUCUGAAAGAAAACAAAUUUCAAGAACCCUCUUGUCAACAUGCGAUAGAAGAGAUGCGUGAAUGUUGUAGAAAGUGGAAAGAGAAAAGUUACGUUUGUGGAGGUAUUGAUACAAGUCGCAAAAAUACAGAGAAAUGAAUCAACAAACCACUAUAAAGAAAAAGGGUUUAUUCCUUAGUUUAUUAUAUAAAUAUCCUAGAACAGUUGUUGCUACCAUUCUAUGUACAAGCCUAACAAUUUUUUUCUCCAAACCUGUAUACGAUAUCUUUUCUUCUGAGCCAAUCGAUCUUAGUGAAAUACCACAAAAGUAUAAGUCGAAACUUAGCCAUAAAGAUUAAAUAUGGAUUCUGUAUCGAAGGCAAGACAGCGGUUUAGACAUUAUCCCGUAAUAUUUGGAAAGUGCGGUAAAGAAGCUAGUUCGUAUGCCACUUGUGUUUUAAAGCAGGAUAAUUUGACUAUAAACAAUUGUGUACAGGAAUUUGAAAGCUUUAAGAAUUGUUUGCAAAAAGUUGCUUUAACGCUAAAAACAAGAAUUUAGUUAUGUUAUUGUUAGAUCGCUUUAUAGAUUUAGAUGUAAUUACCCAUUUUAUUUUUGCCAGUUUAAUUCGAGCUAUUUUAAUUGUUUACGGAAUAUGGCACGAUAAAUAUUCAGACGUUCCAUACACUGAUAUAGAUUACAAGGUGUUUACUGAUGCUUCGAGAUACAUUAUUGAUGGAAAAUCGCCUUAUGAUAGACAUACUUUCCGUUAUUCACCUUUAAUUAGCUUCCUCUUAAUCCCGAAUGUAGUUAUUCAUGAAAUUUUUGGUAAAAUAUUUUUUUGUAUAUUUGAUCUUGUAGUAGCUUAUUUAAUCCGAUGUUUGGUAUAUAUUAAUAUUUCACAUUGGUUAAAAUACUACUCUAAAGAUGAUGUUAAAAUCAAUUUACAAAAAGAACAGAACUUAUGGGCUCAGAGGGCAAUGUUGUUGUGGCUGUAUAAUCCAAUGGUUGUUACCAUCUCUACUCGUGGUAAUUCUGAUUCACUGGCAUGUGGUUUAGUUAUACUAACUCUAUAUGUUUUACAAGCAAAACGUAGCUAUUUUUGUGCAGGCUUGUUACAUGGUUUAUCAAUACAUUUUCGUAUAUAUCCUAUCAUUUAUACUAUGUCAUUUUUACUGUAUCUCAGUAACUUUAGUUAUUAUCUCGAUUGUGACAAAAAUGUGGUAGAUUUAACGCUUAGACAAAAAAGGGAAACUAGAAAAUCUAUUCAGAGAAUUUCAUUUCUUGGUCAGAAAUUAUUUUUAUAUUUAAUUCCAAAUUCACAUCAAAUAAUCUUUGUUCUUGGAAUGUUAAUGAGCUGGUCAGUUUUAACUCUAACGUUUUAUUUCUUUUAUGAAUUUAGGUUUCUGUAUGAAUCCAUUCUGUAUCAUUUUGUUAGAACUGACUUUAAACAUAACUUUUCAUUAUAUUUUUAUGCUCAGUACCUCUCAGCUUGGAUGAAAUUUGAUAUUUGGUCUGUUGUUUUUUGGCAUGCAAUAUUAAAAAAUUUACCUCCCUUAAUAAUACUGUUAUAUCUUUCGGUUUAUUUUGGUUUGAACCAAUAUACUUUAAACUUCACCAUACUUUGCCAAACGAUAGUUUUCGUUAUUUAUAACAAAGUUUUAACUUCUCAAUAUUUUGUUUGGAUUAUGGGAAUUGUGCCGUUAUGUAUAUGGCAAUUGAAAUUUUCAGUGAAAAGUAUUUCGCUGUUGGUUUUAAUUUGGAUAUUAGCACAAGGUACUUGGCUUUUGCCAGCUUACCUUUUAGAAUUUGAAGGGAAAAAUACUUUUAUAUACAUUUGGGUGCAGAGUAUAUCAUUAUUUUGUACUCAUGUGAUUAUAUUAGGUCACCUUCUACAAAAUUUCAUACUGAAAAUGCAGAUAAAUAAAAAGACUCAAUAGUAUGUAGCAAUCACUAAAUAAUUUCAUUUUUUAAAUGUUUAUUUCAAAUUAGUAAUGCGGCUGUAACAAGGCUUCGCCAUACUUCAAACCGUAGAAUAACAGUGUAAUAGUCUGAUUAAGUAGAAAAUGAGUAAUUUCUUAUCUUUUACAUAUGAACAUAUUCUGUAUUGUAAAUUUGAUAAGGCAUUCUUAGGGUGCUAAAUAAAGUAGAUAUUAUAUUUUA
Molecule: messenger RNA, 2324 nt
Organism: Sitophilus oryzae (rice weevil)
Lineage: Eukaryota; Metazoa; Arthropoda; Insecta; Coleoptera; Curculionidae
Gene: PIG-M
Product: GPI mannosyltransferase 1
Exons: 3
Coding region: 725-2101 (458 amino acids)
Biological process (GO): GPI anchor biosynthetic process
Cellular component (GO): membrane; glycosylphosphatidylinositol-mannosyltransferase I complex
Molecular function (GO): GPI mannosyltransferase activity; alpha-1,4-mannosyltransferase activity
Source: RefSeq, a predicted model, not a curated record